UACCCACACACUAAUCAGUUCAUCAAUCCUUGGUUUUAAGUAAAGUAAAGCAAACAAUGGCAGCAAGGUCUCCCUUAGGCAUAGUACUAGUUUUGAUCAGCUAUUGUUCUUUGGUAACUGCACUUAGUGGCACGGCAACCUUUUAUAAUAAAUACGUUCCUUCGUAUUGCUAUGGGAACAAAAAUCAGGGUGUGAUGAUUGCGGCAGCCAGUGAUGCAUUGGGGAACAAAGACGCUGCUUGUGGACAUAUCUACAAUGUUACCUGUGUGGGUCCCACUAAUGCGGUCCCACAUCCUUGUACGCGUACACCUACAGUGACAGUGAAAAUCGUUGACUAUUGUCCUGGAUGCGGAGGAACCAUUGACUUAUCUGCAGUAGCAUUUGCCAAGAUUGCUAAUUCUGUAGCUGGUGUCAUCAAGAUCGAAUACAAUAGGAUAAAAUAAACAAAGAAGAAUGGGAAGUACGGGAUAUGCACAGUGCUGGUGCUUUAGAGAAUGUUUUACAAAGAAAUAAAUGGUCGAGUGGCCUGUAAUACGAUUGGCAGUAUUGUAUUCUUUUUUCAAUAUGACAGACACCAUUGGCAAUAAUAAAAUGAUGAGCAAAAAUCUUUUCAGCU
Papaver somniferum (opium poppy) is the source of this 616-nucleotide messenger RNA. RefSeq names its product putative EG45-like domain containing protein 1. The transcript is spliced from 3 exons. The record is from RefSeq and is a predicted model, not a curated record. Gene Ontology annotation, cellular component: cell wall; apoplast. Bases 57 to 443 code for a protein of 128 amino acids. NCBI's taxonomy places the organism in Eukaryota, Viridiplantae, Streptophyta, Magnoliopsida, Ranunculales, Papaveraceae. Gene Ontology annotation, biological process: systemic acquired resistance.